AUGGCAUCACCUAACACCACUCCCAGAAUCGUCGAGUUAGCUGCUCAGAUAAGCACUUCCGUCGCCGAAUUGCAAGAGCGUUUAUCAGCCCAGGGGGUGCCAUCCCCAUCCUUUGCCGAGGACAAUCCCGAAUUCCUCCCCGCUAAUGUGGCCCAUCUUCAGGAUGCUGUUCUUGACGCAACUGCUGAACUCAAUGAAUUGCUCAUGGAUCCUCUGACGCUGAUCUUCAAAUUUGGUGCUAUCUCCAACCUGGUCAGCAUUGACACAAUCUGCCGAUUCCAUAUUGCGGAUAUGAUACCUGCUGGUGGCCAGGUCUCCUUUGGAGAAAUUGCUGAAAAAACAGGUCUGGAUAAACUGCUUGUUAGACGCCUACUUAGGCAUGCGAUGGCUAUGCGCAUCCUGAGAGAACCAGAGCCUGGCAUGGUGGCACAUACGAAGGUCUCCCAAUUCUUGACCAUUCCGUAUAUCAAUGCCUGGGUUAACUUUGAAAACAAGGAUACUUGGCCAGCCUGUACUAGGAUUGUAGACGCGAUACAGAAAUGGCCAUCGUCCGAAGAACCCAACCAGACGGGCUUCUGUCUUGCCAACAACACCGACAAGUCGGUCUACGAGGUCCUCGGCACGGACCCUACGCGGGCGAUGCGCUUUGCAUCUUUGAUAGGUCAAGCGGCCAUAGAGCUGGCGAAUCACUUUGGGAAUGUUAAGCUACUUGUCCAAGACGCGGCGAUGAUGAUCGCAGGCGCAGAAACAGAUGUUCCCGAACAGCUGAAAGGACACGUCGAGUUUAUGAAACAUGAGCUUUUCGAUCCGCAGACGGUACAGGCAGAUAUCUAUUUCUUCCGCAUGGUCUUCCGCAACUGGGGCGACAAAUACGCUCUCCAAAUCUUGAAAGCACAGAUUCCGGCCCUCCGACCCGGGGCAAAGAUCCUCAUUCAGGAUGUAUGCAUGCCAGAGCCAGACACUAUUCCAUUGUGGAGAGAGCGAAUUCAAAGGUCGGUGGAUUUGAGUCUGAAAUGCUACUUCAAUGGUCGCGAAAGAUAUCUGGACGAAUGGAAAGCUCUACUCGCAGCGGCAGAUAAACGAUUCGUCCUUCACCGGGUGUUUGAGCCCAAGGGAUCUUUGUUGGGGAUCUUGGAGAUUCGCUGGGACGUUUCUGGUACUGCAGAGGCCUGA
Daldinia decipiens is the source of this 1173-nucleotide messenger RNA. RefSeq names its product sterigmatocystin 8-O-methyltransferase. The transcript is spliced from 6 exons. The record is from RefSeq and is a predicted model, not a curated record. Gene Ontology annotation, molecular function: O-methyltransferase activity. The coding region runs from base 1 to 1173 and encodes 390 amino acids. Lineage: Eukaryota; Fungi; Ascomycota; Sordariomycetes; Xylariales; Hypoxylaceae.